Molecule: messenger RNA, 1990 nt
Organism: Dermacentor andersoni
Lineage: Eukaryota; Metazoa; Arthropoda; Arachnida; Ixodida; Ixodidae
Gene: atl
Product: atlastin GTPase
Molecular function (GO): GTPase activity; GTP binding
Source: RefSeq, a predicted model, not a curated record
AGUCGCAGACCGAGCUGUUCCUUGGAGGAGGAAAGAAAUCGCUCCUGCCAGCUAGGUGUUGUUCCGAACGGCUAGUCGUCGUUACCUGCGGGGGCUGACUUCGUGGCAGGGAGGAGUAUCUUGUCUGGCCGGUUGCGAAGACGACGAGGCGUGAUUCUGGAGCGAGCAGAUGUCAUCGGCAGCCAGCGCACCUGAGCUCAGGUGAUGAGCACCUAGGAGGAAUUCUCGGCCGUGCUGGAGGAGCCAAACGGUACAAGGACGGACGCGAUGGUCGAGCGGAUCGAGAGCGGCCGACCGGUGCAGAUCCUGCGCACCAAGGAUGACCACAGCUUCGAGCUGGACGAGGAUGCUCUCGGCCGCAUCCUGCUGGCCGACCAUUUGAAAGACAAGCCCGUCGUGGUGGUUUCGGUGGCAGGCGCCUUCCGCAAGGGCAAAUCCUUUCUGCUGGACUUCUUCCUGCGCUACAUGCGCAAUCAGGGACAGACGGACUGGCUUGGCGACCCGACGGCCCCGCUCAAGGGCUUCACCUGGCGCGGCGGCUGCGAGCGUGACACCACGGGCAUCCUCGUAUGGGAUGAGGUGUUCCUGGUGACCACGUCGCAAGGCCAGCAGCUGGCCGUACUGUUCAUGGACACUCAGGGAGCGUUCGACUCGCAGUCUACGGUCAAGGACUGCGCAACAAUCUUCGCCCUGAGCACCAUGACCAGCUCAGUGCAGGUCUACAACCUCUCGCAGAACAUUCAGGAGGAUGACUUGCAACACCUGCAGCUGUUCACCGAAUAUGGCAGGUUGGCUCAGCAGGACAUGAGUGAAAAGCCCUUCCAGAAGCUUCUAUUUUUAGUGCGGGACUGGAGUUACCCGUACGAUGCAGAUUACGGUGCAGAAGGCGGCCGUGCCAUCUUGGAAAGGCGGUUGCAGAUCUCUGACAGGCAACAUCAGGAGUUGCAACAGCUACGGAGGCAUAUCCGGUCGUGUUUCUCAGAGAUUGGCUGCUUCCUUAUGCCACACCCCGGACUGAAGGUUGCAACUGCAGCCUCUUUUGAUGGUCGCCUUUCUGACAUCGAAGAGGACUUCAAGAAGCAUCUGCUGGAGCUUGUGCCCUCACUACUCGCAUCAGACAACCUGCUGGUCAAAGAGAUAAAUGGCCAAAAGAUCUCCUGCCAGGAGUUGAUGGCAUACUUUAAGGUGUAUGUGAACAUAUUCAAAGGGGAUGAGUUGCCCGAGCCCAAGUCGAUGCUUGAGGCAACUGCUGAGGCGAACAACUUGGCAGCUGUGGCCACAGCUAAGGACAAGUACACGAGUGGCAUGGAGCAGCUGUGUGGUGGAGACCAGCCCUACCUCAGCCCCCAGAUGCUGGAGAGCCAUCACCUACGGCUGCGCGAGUCCGCGAGGGAGCUGUUCUCCAGUACGCGCAAGAUGGGUGGCGAGGAGUUCUCCCAGCAGUACCUGGAACGACUCACUGAGGAGAUUGACCAGACCUUUCAGAGCUUUGCCAAGCACAACGAGGGCAAGAACAUCUUUGCGGCGGCACGCACGCCGGCCACCCUGUUUGCCGUUGUGCUGGCCUUCUACUUUACAUCUGGCGCAUUUGGCCUGCUCGGCCUGUACGCGUUCUCCAACUUCUGCAACUUGCUCAUGGGCCUCUCCCUCAUCAGCCUCUGCCUUUGGGGCUAUGUGCGAUACAGUGGCGACAUGCACGAGGUUGGCGCCCAAAUCGACGCCAUCGCAAAUAUAAUCUGGGCCAGCCUGCUCAAGCCACUGUACAAGACUGUGAUGCAGGACCGGGUGCUCCCACCGCACCUCACAGGGGGUGCGGGAGAGGGCACACGGGCCCCGCCCCCCAACGGCCGGCUCAAGGCCAACUGAGCCAAAGUCGUCGACUCCUUGCCAAGACUCAACCACCACCACCACCACCUAAGUGCCUUGUUGUGGGCUUCUCCGUUUCUCUUUCUUUGUACCGUUAUGGAGGAAUAAAAGGCCCUGUUGUGCA